GAUACCCAUCAAGAUGGAGACUCAGAGGGGACGGAGUCGUGGAGCAGCGCGGAGGGCCUGUUCCUGAGCGUCGGCGUGAUGGCCAUCCCUUGCCUGAGUCCUCACGCGCCCCGAGGGCUGGCCCCCGACACCAAACUGGCCGACGGGAGCGCGACGUUGAUUGCGGUGGGGGCCACGUCCAGGUCGGAGUUUGUCAAACACCUGAAGAGCUACGGCGCCCCCGGUGGCCAGGUGAGGCUGACUCGUUCGUUGACCCGCUUGUUGUCCUUCGAGCUUCCGCCGACGAGGCCGUCGGGGGAGCAGAUUAGGCUCCUCCUGCACACUAACCCACUUUCGGGCUAAAUAUACCGCCGGGCCACGCUCUUUACUCACUGACCCACUUCCUGUAGCCUGGCGGGUCAACAACAACGCGGACGUAACCCGCUUAACCAAGUACGACUGGACUGACUGACAGCGACAACAAAAAUAUCAACGUCCCAUUUGUACCGUGGGUGUUAUUUUGAAUUUCGUCACCUUCCGAUGGGAGGCUGACUGCCAAGGUGCUCAUCGUCCUUCCUGUCAUGAAAUGUCAAAGAAGUGUCUCGGCAGCCAUGUGGCGUUCCCCAAGGCCCCUUCGUGGGACCCCUUUCCGAUGGCUCAAUGUUUGCAGAUGACACGUCUGUAUCUGUGUCAGCCAAUCAUGUGCCGCAUCUUCCCAAAAAUGCUUCCGGGUAAUUCAGUCGGAUCGCCAUCAACAUGUUCACGUCUUGGAUUCGCCCUCAAUGUGUGAACGUUGCCUCAAAUAAGUCUUGGAUCUGAUCCAAGUUCAUCCCGAACGUCCUUCAAAAGUUUCAAGUAUCGUCCACAUGGUCAUAAAAAGGCUCGAAUUUGGGUUCGGGCUUCGAUUGUAAACGUGGUCUUGAAAUGGCUUCAUUUAUUUAUUCGGGUCAGGCGAUUGAGAACCGAUCCUCAGUUGCAGCGCCAACCGGGCCGCAGACAGUCCAAUUAAACGAACAAAACGAGAUGGAGUUUGAUU
This is a messenger RNA of Hippocampus comes (tiger tail seahorse), 1015 nucleotides long. Its product is annotated as ceramide kinase-like protein. Bases 79 to 342 code for a protein of 87 amino acids. The record is from RefSeq and is a predicted model, not a curated record. NCBI's taxonomy places the organism in Eukaryota, Metazoa, Chordata, Actinopteri, Syngnathiformes, Syngnathidae. The transcript has 3 exons.